Messenger RNA from Physcomitrium patens, 1009 nucleotides. RefSeq lists its product as uncharacterized. Gene Ontology annotation, biological process: riboflavin biosynthetic process. Gene Ontology annotation, molecular function: 6,7-dimethyl-8-ribityllumazine synthase activity. Gene Ontology annotation, cellular component: riboflavin synthase complex; intracellular anatomical structure. Lineage: Eukaryota; Viridiplantae; Streptophyta; Bryopsida; Funariales; Funariaceae. The record is from RefSeq and is a predicted model, not a curated record.
UAGAAACCCAUUUCUCUGGUACAUUACUGAACUACACUGUAAGUGUUGAUUCAUUGCAAUCUGGUAUCCUCUGCUGUUUCCGUGAAGAGUGGAGCAUUGUCUGAGUGAAGGAACUGAAAUUUGAAGCCAUGGAGUCAACGCUGACGAGAGCUUGGGCUGCUACCAGCUUUAGUGCGCUGAAAACCGCAUCAGUGAGUGCGUCCCCGCGAAUGCUGAGUUCCACCGCAUUUUUUCUUGGAACUUCAGUGAAGCUUAAUGGAGGGUUGUCUUCGUGGCAGGCGGGAUCUCAAUGUCGAGGUAUCCCCUGUCCCAAGAGACUCAAUCAGAGGCUGCAGGUAUCAGCAGCAAUCAAAGAAGUGACGGGAUCCUUAAUGAAGGGCGAGGGUCUAAAAUUUGGCGUGGUUGUGGGUCGCUUCAAUGAAGUCAUAACUAGGCCUCUACUUGCGGGAGCUCUGGAUGCGUUCCAUAGAUAUCAAGUGCGAGAAGAGGAUAUCGACGUGAUCUGGGUGCCUGGAAGCUUUGAAAUUCCGGUGGUUGCCCAACAGCUCGCACUGUCGAAGAAGUACCAUUCAAUUUUGUGUAUCGGAGCUGUGGUAAGGGGUGCCACCACUCAUUAUGAUGCUGUCGCUAACUCCGCUGCCUCGGGAAUUAUGUCGGCUAGUUUGAAGUCAAAUGUACCCUGCAUAUUUGGUGUUCUCACAACUGAGAACAUGGAGCAGGCCAUUGAUAGAGCGGGUGGGAAGGCAGGCAAUAAGGGAGCUGAGGCUGCUAUUACCGCGCUUGAAAUGGCAUCCCUUUUCCAGCAUCAUCUAGGUGGCGGAAUUAGUGAUUAAGUAUUAAGAUUCAGCAAAAGAGGAAAUCCAGAGUUUUGUCCGAGUUGCCAAAGUAGAUUUUUCUUUUCUUUUCUUUUCUUUUCAAUGAGUUUGUACGAAGAGGAUAUCUUCGUCACUUGAAACAGUAUUUUUUCUCAUAAUUCCAUGAAAGCUUGAUCCUCGGGAAGUUACCACUA